Messenger RNA from Patella vulgata (common limpet), 4051 nucleotides. RefSeq names its product protein DDB_G0287365. The record is from RefSeq and is a predicted model, not a curated record. The transcript has 23 exons. Bases 309 to 3242 code for a protein of 977 amino acids. NCBI's taxonomy places the organism in Eukaryota, Metazoa, Mollusca, Gastropoda, Patellidae.
UAAAACUUUUCCCCCUUUAAAUUAUAUUUCAUAAUCGAGUGUUGAGUGUUGAGUUGGAUUGAUUACUAGCACUAUUUGAUAUCAUUAUCGAUACAAGGUUGAUGAGAAGUGACUGCCUCUUUUGAUCUUCAACUAGUCUGCAAAGUACUUUUUAAGACAGUUUAACCUUUACAAAUCGCCAUGUUAUGCCAAUAUUAAACAAACGGUAACAAGUGAUAAACUUUUCAAAAACUUAUGUAAUAUUUAACUCCUCGAACGUGAACAAUACAAGUUGAGUGAAGAGAUUCUGUGUUUUGGCUGAUAUUACAAUGUGUUCAAAUAAAUUCAACAUGUUCUUAGUGUUAUUAGUGGCCAGUUUAUUGGUCAAUUUAUGGAAUGUUAAUGCCAUGUGUCCAGAUCAAACUGAGGGAUUAAUGAGAUGGUCAGAUGCUGGGACGUGGCCGGAAAAUACCAAACCAGACUAUAAUGGUAAACUAUAUAUAACUACUCCAGUUUUAUUGGAUGAAAGUCCUCCUAAACUUCACGCUAUUAUUAUACAACCCGGUGGAAGAUUAAUAUGGAGUACUGAGGGGGACUAUACAGUCUAUGUAGAGUAUAUUUUAAUACAUGGUCAAAUGGACAUAGGUUCAGAAGACUGUAAAUAUGAGAGAAAGGCACGGAUAGUAUUAACAGGCAAUCGAUUUGAUUAUGAUCCAGUUAUUCUUGAAGAAGGCCCGUUUGUUUUUAAUGAGAAAUUUAUCGGAAUCGCCCCAGGUGGAACAUUGGAAUUACAUGGACGAGAAAAGACAUCUUGGACUAAACUUACGAAAACUGUCGAAAAGCUCUCCCCACGGAAUGGUCUAAUUUAUGCACACGAGGAUUCUGAAGUUGCUGAUGAAGACAACUGGAAACCCGGAUUACUUGUUUACGUCAUUGAUGAAACUACAGGUUAUCCAGUGUUCGGAAAAUACUAUUAUCUUGGUGGUAAUGAUCCAUAUUGGUCAACAGCUGAUCUAUCAGAACUUGUCGAUAUGUUAAAUAAUGUGGACCCUGGUAGAAUUAUAUCUCUAGCUGUGAAUAAAAAUGCCGUUGAUACAUCAGUAGAUCUAACCCCAUUAGCUGAAGCUAUAGAAAUGAUCAUGUAUGGAGCAGUAAAUGGUGCUUCUUCAAUUCGAGGAAUCUCCAAUAACGAUGCAUAUACGUUAGUCGCACAGAAAGGUAAUUCUGAAAAGUUCAAUGAAAAUAUAUCACCCAACCAUGGAACAUACACACAAUACGCUCGAUCUGAUCUGACUUUCUGGGACCUAGGUAUAAAGAUUUUAUCAGAGAGUUAUAUUAAUAAUCAACUAGAUUAUAAAAGUUGGGUUGAUUUAAGAAUAGCGACAACAGAUGGCGCGUAUCCGGUUCUCCAUCUUCUCGAUGACGUAUCAUCAUGGAACGUUGGUGAUAAGGUUGUGUUAUCAUCAACUGAUUAUAGUUGGGAACAAACCGAAGAAGCUGUACUUGUUCAUUGUCCAGAUUGUUCUUCUAAUCAAAUAAGAGUUGAGAUGGAUUCCAAAUUUAUGCAUUUUGGUGAGGUUAUUGAUGGAGUUGACGAGAGGGGAGAAGUUUCUCUUCUUACCAGAAAUAUACUGAUAGAAGGUCAGAUGCAGUAUCAUUGUCCACCUAGUAACGGCAACUGUGAUAAAUUUAAUUAUGAUACAUUUGGUGGACACAUCAAGUUUGUAAGAGGAUUUGAGAAUGGCCAUAUCGAAGGCGUUGAGUUGUAUCAUAUGGGGCAACAGACUGGAAAAGGUCAUUAUCCAAUACAUUUUCACAUGGCGUAUGAAUAUGGACACAAAGAGAAUCCACCGUAUGCUAAUUAUAAUUCCGUUCACAAAUCAUACGCUAGAUGUUACACAAUACAUGGAACCCAUGGUAUAACAUUAAAAGGUAACGUUGGCUAUGACUGUUUGGGCCAUUGUUAUUUUCUGGAAGAUGGUGGCGAGAAAAGGACAGUAUUUGAUGGUAAUAUUGGUUUAUCAACGAGAAAAGGAUUAUUAAUACCAUCUGAUAGUGAACCAGCUACCUACUGGAUUACUAAUCCAUUGACUUACUUCAGAAACAACGUUGCAGCGGGGUCUGAGAAUGUAGGUAUAUGGUAUAUAUUUCCCGAUGCACCAGUUGGGUUAACUGUGGGGUUACCAGGCUUCAUGGAAUAUGACGAAGCUAAACAUACACCUUAUUUAGAAUGGAAUAACAACGUAGCACAUUCUAACCCGUUUGCUGGUCUAUACAUAGAUGAAAAGGUUUUCCCUGAUGACACGAUCGGUGGAGAUAAUGAUUAUGCACCGCGAGAAGAUCCACUUGACCCUGAUUCUCCCCCAGUAAGUGUUGACAUCAUCAGACCAACACUUUAUAAAAACAGAUAUCACAAUGCAUGGAUACGAGGAGGAGGCUUUAAUGUUAUUCACGGAUCAUUUGCUGACAGUGCUAUUGGUAUAACAUUUGCAAGAUCCACUGACCAAGUUCAACAUUUAAGUGAUUCUGUUAUAAUAGGCCAAUCUAGAAAUAUAGGAGAGCCAACUAAAUUAUUUGAUGAUGAUGAAGUUAUUUCCAUGCCACGUUCAUUUGCAAUCGCUAGUGAUGUAAGCUACCCAAUCAAGGGUCUCAACUUCUUUGAUAGUUCUGUUUAUGUGAACAAUGUGUGGUUUUCUGGAUUUGAAACUGAUGAAUAUCGAUCUGCUGGUGCCAUAGGUUUUAGGACCGAGAGUACCAUGACACAACCGUCUCUGAGUUCUGUACAGAAUGCCAAAUUCUCUGAUGACGAUCCCGAAAGCAGUCGUAUUUUCGAUGAUCAUUCACCAGACGAUGUCGAAGGUUCAAAUAUAGCGUUUGCAGAUAUUGAUGGCAGCGUAACUGGUAUUGCAGGAUCAAAAGUAGUCCGUGUUGGUUCCCCAGAUAUCAACGAUGGUUGUCACUUUCGGGCAGGCUGGAAUGUUGCAGUCUGCCAAAAUGGCGAUAUGCCUGCCCCGAACGCUCUCGCAACGUCUGCUUUUCUUCCGGGGAGUUGGGGUGCUGGUUAUUCAAGAGUUCAUGAUGAAAAUUUGAGAGUUGAUGGUGAAUUUGGAGAAUGGUCAGUUUGGUCAGAUUGUGUUGAUACUAACGAAGGUGCUUUCGAAUGGAGAUACCGAGCUUGUAACAGUCCAGUUCCACAAAAUGGAGGCUAUAAUUGUUUUGGCGCGACAAGUCAAUCUAGAAAUUGUGUUUUGUAUGCGCAAUAAAUACAAUGAAUUAACAAGGAUAACCAUUAUUCCAGGAAGUACUCAUGAACAAUUAUUUAUAUCUUUAAAUGUCUCAAGUUGUUUUCAGUUUAACAAUGUAUUUAUUGGGUAAAGCGACUGUUGGUAAUAGUAUAUAAAAUUACUGUAAUAUAUUGGUGCGAUAUUCAAAUCAAAAUCUUUCAUUUUAUGUCUAUUAUAGAAAAUAUUUUUCUUUUUGAAGAAACGUAAUAACAAAAUGUAUGUUAUGUAAAAUAGGAUUUUACUUACACGAAACACAUAAUUAAAUAAGUAGAAAAAACACAAUUAAAGAAUAUGCUCUAGUCUAGAUCACUCAAUAGUACAUGUAAUAUUUUGUAUAUCACAUGGUCUCUUUUAAAAAAAGAUAUGGUAGAUACAUAUAAAAUAUGUAAAACAUAUUUUGUAUUUAUUCAGUGAUUAAUUAGAACAAUCUAGAAUUAAUUAUGACUUGUAUGCGUAAAGAAAAGGUACUAUAUUUAAAAUCAAUCAAUAGUACAUGUUAUAUUUUGUGUAUCAAAUGAUCUGAUUUGAGAAAAAAUAUGGUAGAUACAUUAUUAUAUAAUAUGUAAAAAAUAUUUUGUUUAUAUUCAGCGAUUAAUUAGAACAUUAUGUAUGUUUUGCUGUGCUGUAUUAAGUUACCAAUGCAUCAACACGUCUUUCUUUCCCCGUUAAUCGUCUUCCUUUUCCUGGUCCUUGUCAAGAGAUAUUCAUAUGUUUACAAUAAUUAUAAAGCUGUUCCAUAGACUUAUUUGUGAAAUGUAUAAAUUAUGAAAUAAAUAUUUAUAUAUACA